Messenger RNA from Pocillopora damicornis (cauliflower coral), 1974 nucleotides. Its product is annotated as ras-related protein Rab-43. Gene Ontology annotation, molecular function: GTPase activity; GTP binding. The record is from RefSeq and is a predicted model, not a curated record. NCBI's taxonomy places the organism in Eukaryota, Metazoa, Cnidaria, Anthozoa, Scleractinia, Pocilloporidae.
CAGUUGGCAGCGAACUAAUCACAACUUCUCAUUAGGGCCGUAAAUGUACGGGUAGUUUUCUGCUAAUAUUAACUUCUCAUGUGAUGAAAUCAGCCGACCAGGAUGAUUCCUUCGACUAUCUUUUCAAAAUAGUUUUAAUCGGUGAUCCAGGAGUCGGAAAAACAUGCAUUGUACAGCGGUUCAAAAAGGGGACUUUCGUCGAGCGACACGGCAGCACAAUUGGGGUCGAUUUUACAAUGAAGACAGUUCUUGUUGACGCAAAAAAAGUCAAGUUACAAGUGUGGGACACUGCUGGCCAGGAAAGAUUCAGAACGAUUACUCAAAGUUACUACAGAAGUGCUAAUGCUGUUGUAGUAACUUACGACAUUACCAAAAAAGAUACUUUCAAGAAUGUUGUGCGAUGGACAGAAGAUGUGAAAAAAUACGCUCCAGCUAAUGUUAUUAAAUUACUAGUAGGAAACAAAACAGAUAUUGCUGAAAACCGGGAGGUCACCCUUGAAGAGGCACGGUCCUGUGCUGCACAUUAUAACAUGAUUGACACCCUUGAAGCUUCGGCAAAGGAUGCAACAAAUAUUGAAAAUGCGUUCAUGCGGGUUGCAAGAGAAUUGAAAAGUCGUUACGAAAAUGGCUCUCAACUUCAAGCAAACAUCAUGGAUGAUGCUGUGAUUUUAGAAUCAAGAAGUGUAGACUCAAAGUGGUGUGGUUGUGGUUGAACAAUCUGUUGUCCUGUUAAAGAGUUUUGAGCUAGAGAAGUUAGAUAUUAAACAGUGAGUGUUUGGUGUAGAGUGUCAAAACUGCAGCUGUUACACCAAAGUAUUGACCUCAUUCAGACUUAAACAGAUAUCUCUGAAAUCAGAUGUUUUGAAAAUAAUGGUGUACACAUAGCAUGUUUCAAUUGCUUUUAUCAUUUCAGUGGUAGACUAUGAGCAGCUCCAGCUUUCCAGUGAAGUCUACUGCACAAGUAAAAAAAGUCAGUUAAAAAGAAUUGAUGUUAGUUCGCCCCACUUAACUCAUGGAGCAAGGUGCCCAAAAAAUUUUUUUUUGGUAUUUCAAGCAAGCCACCCAGAAACUAUCCACUUCAGACUCAGAGACUUUCAUCCUGUACUCCCUAGGCUCUUUAUGGUGCACUUAAAUCAGUUUUUUUUUUCACUGACUUUUUUUGUGACAGACUUUGCUGAAAAGGAGGAAGUGCUUAUAAGCUAGUCCGAUGGUAUCUACCAAUGACAUUGUGUAAAAAUUAUAUUUAUAAGUUAGUAGAAAUAUUUCCAAUUGAACUUUUCUUGAUCUAAGCAAGAUCAAACUUUUGUUUGUUUGCUUAGUUCAAAUUGUGUCUUACCUAUGUUUGUUUGUUUUGUAUUAUUGGUAUUUUACAUUUGUGGUGAUUGCAUUUGUGGUGAUUGUGCAUGAAUCUGCUUUGGGUUUUUGUCGGUAAAUGUAAUUAAGAAUGUUAUUCUCAUUUUUCAUUCUUGGGCUCUAAAUGUUUUCCUUUGGUUUUCCAAAUGAUUUGAACUGUAUAGUAAAGUUGUCUGUCGAAAGUGUACCAGUAUUUGAGAGGAGAAAAACAUGUUAUUAACGUGUUUAUAAUUACAAGUUUUUUGCUAAUUUCCACCUUUCAUUUGGAUUGGUUCAACUUCUCUACAAGUGAUCUUUUAGAGAGGGAUGUCAAAAUGACAUUUUGUCUCUGACCCUGAUAAAUUUUAGAUGUGAAACAAAAAUAUUAUUUAAUACCCUUCUUUGCCAUGUUUCUGCUUAACAGUAUAUUACAAGAAACCUUAAAAUUUGGUGACAUUUGUGGCUAGCUAUUGGUGUGAUAAAUUUUUGUUCUUACUGAAUUUGAUGUCAUCAGUAAUUUAUUGCAGUUGUAGUUGGACAUCUUCAUGAAAUGUAUUUUUAUUUUAUUUAUUAUUCCACAUGGAAUUCUACAUUGUAAAAUUAUUCUGUGAUUACCUCUUCAUAAUGUAUAAUCAUCAGUCA